GGGCGGCGGUUGGGGCGUCCGUUGCCGCCUGGGCUGCCCCGAUGCGGGCCUGGCCCGGGCUGCGGCGGGCCGCGUCCUCCGGGCGGGGGGCACCCCCGGGCGGGGGGCCGCGGCAGCGGGCGUGGGGGGCGUCGCUGUCGCCGCUGGAGCGGGUGAGGCGGCUGCUGCCGCUGGAGGAAGCGGCGGCGCUGGAGCGGUACGCGGCGGCGGCCCCCGAGCGGGAGGAAGCGGCCGUCCCUCAGGUGCCGCCCGGGGAGGCGGGAGCGCGGCCGGGGCCCUUUCGCGCUGGGGAGCUGGCCCUGGCGGAGAUGCGGAGGAAGCACGAGAGGACGCUGAAGCGGUUGUGCCGGCUGGAGGCGGGCUCGGCGCUGAGCGGCCCCGGCGGCGUGCUGCUUCACAGCGACAUCAUCGGGCGGCUGCCCGGGGAGAUGCUGCGCACGUCGGCCGGGGCGCGGCUGCUGCUGAGGCGGCCCUCGCUGGAGGAGUACGUGCUGCUGAUGCCUCGGGGGCCCACCAUCGCCUACCCUAAGGAUGUGAGUGCUCUGUUAAUGAUGAUGGAUAUCCAUCCGGGAGAUACCAUUUUGGAAACUGGCAGCGGGACUGGUGCUAUGAGCUUGUUUCUGUCGAGGGCAGUUGGGCCCAAAGGACGUGUUAUAAGUUAUGAAAUCAGAGACGAUCAUCAUAAUUUAGCUAAGAAAAAUUACAGGCACUGGCGUGCUGCAUGGGAAAUAGGACAUAUGGAAGAGUGGCCAGAUAACGUGGAUUUCAUUCUUAAAGACAUUUCAAAAGCUGCUGAGGAUAUGAAAUCUUUAACAUGUGACGCAAUAGUUCUGGAUAUGCUUAGCCCACAGUCUGCUCUGCCUGUUGUACACACAAGUCUGAAACAGGGGGGUGUCUGUGCUGUGUAUUUAGCAAACAUCACACAGGUUAUUGGCCUUUUAGACAGAAUACGGACCUGCAGGCUCCCUUUUUUGUGUGAAAAGAUCAUUGAGGUAACUCAUAGAAAUUGGUUGGUACUCCCUGCUAAAAUUAAGAAUUGCAAAUCAAACGAAAUGGUGGAGACUGAAGAAAAUACUGAAGAACCACUUCAAAAGGAAUACAAAGAAAGCCACAUUGAGGAUCAAGUAGUUCUCAGAGAAUACAAUGAAUCACUUUCUAAUGAUCCUGAAACAUACUGCUCGGUGCCUUACGUUGCUAGACCAUCUUACUGGCAGGAGGCUCAUUCAGCAUUCCUUACCAAGCUGAGAAAGUUUCGACCGCUUCUUUCUUGAGGCUGCUGAGAUGUUAGCUGCUAAUUUAAGCAUUGUAUCAGAAUAAAAUAAAAUGUUACAAAGUA
Apus apus (common swift) is the source of this 1336-nucleotide messenger RNA. It is a transcript of the gene TRMT61B, whose product is annotated as tRNA methyltransferase 61B. Bases 42 to 1271 code for a protein of 409 amino acids. NCBI's taxonomy places the organism in Eukaryota, Metazoa, Chordata, Aves, Apodiformes, Apodidae. The transcript has 7 exons. Gene Ontology annotation, biological process: tRNA methylation. Gene Ontology annotation, cellular component: tRNA (m1A) methyltransferase complex. The record is from RefSeq and is a predicted model, not a curated record.